CGAGCGGGGGCGGCCCCGGCGGGCCCGGCCGCCCGCUCCGCGGUCCCUGUGAGGGGCCGGACCUUCCUUCGGAGGCCGCGGAGGGGCUGAGGGGGCGGCCGAGCGCGGUGCCAGCCAAGCGCCUCCGGGCUGCCGUGGGCCUCGCCGAGGUGGUGCCUUCACCCGCCCUCAGCUCCCACAGAGGCCUCCGCGCUUCUCGUCUGUCUUCUUCUGCAGAGGUUUUUCCAGGACACCAUUAUGAGUGAUCAAAUACAGUUCAUUGUUGAGAAACUCAAUCAGGAGCCCUUCAGGAAGAACUACAAUUUAAUCACGUUUGACUCCUUGGAGUCAGUGCAGCUGUUGCAGCUGCUUAAUGAUGUUCUGGGGGAGAUUGACCCAAAGCAUGCUGUUGACAUUAGAGAGGAGCUACCAGAACAAACAGGUAAAAGAAUGUUGAGUCUUCUUGGCAUCCUUAAAUACAAACCUCCAGGAAGCAUAUCGGACCUGAGUGCGUUUCGCCAGGGGUUAGUUACUGGAAGCAAAUCUGUAAUUCAUCCUGUCUUACAUUGGCUUCUUCAGAGGACCAACGAGCUCAAGAAAAGAGCUUACCUGGCACGUUUCUUAGUAAAACUGGAAGUGCCAGCAGAGUUCCUUCAGGAUGAUACUGUGGCUGACAUCAACAAACAGUAUGAAGAACUGAUGGAAGCAUUUAAAAACCUACAUAAGGAGUGCGAGCAGCUCAAAACGUCCGGUUUAUCUACUGCAGAAAUAAAAAGGGAUAUCAGUGCAAUGGAAGAGGAGAAAGAUCAACUCGUCAAACGCGUAGAGCGUCUUAAGAAGCGGGUGGAGACAGUACAAAAUCAUCAACGAAUGCUUGAAAUAGCAAGACAGCUUCGCUUAGAAAAAGAGAGAGAAGAAUCUUUGGCUCAACAGAAACAAGAACAGAAAAAUCAGUUGUUCCAUGCGGAGCAGAGACUGCAAAGAGCACAGCUGCAGCUGAAGGAGAUGCAUCAUGCAGUAGUGGAUUCAAAACCCGAAAGUUUAAUGAAGAAACUAGAAGAGGAGAUAAAUUUCAAUUCAUACCUGGUUACUGAGAAAAUACCAAGAGAGCUUGAAAGUAAGAAGAAUUCAGCGUAUUUCUUGCAAAAGGUGGUUUCAGAGCCAGCUAUGAGUCAAUCCGAUCUCAGUGUCAUUGAAAUCAAGAUAAAUGAAGUAAACGCACAGAUUAAUCAGCUUAUUGAGAAAAGAAUGAUGAAGUAUGAGCCAAUCGAUAGUAAAUUUUCCAUGUAUCGCCAACAGGCGUCUAUAAUUGCCCGGAAGAAGGAAGCCAAGGCAGAAGAGCUUCAGGCCGCCCGGGAGGAGUUGUCCGGCACGGAGCGGCAGAUGCUGCACAAGACCAGCCAGGCCCAGGAGCUGGAGGGCUCCGAAGUCCUGAAGGGGGAGGAGUUGAAACACUAUGUUAAUAAGCUCCGGAGCAAGAACACAUUUUAUAAAAAGAAGCGCCUGGAAAUAGCAGAAAUUACGGCUGAGUACGGGAUCCUCCAGAGGACAGAAGAGCUUCUCAAACAGCGCCACGAGGCCAUUCAGCAGCAGUUGCAAGCUAUUGAAGACAAGAAAGGUAUUUCUGGAUACAGUUACACCCAGGAGGAGCUGGAAAGGGUAUCUGCAGUGAAGAGUGAAAUGGAUGAGAUGAAAGGCCGGACACUCGAUGAGAUGUCUGAAAUGGUAAAAAAACUGAAUGCUCUGGUGGCAGAGAAGAAGGCAAGCCUAGCUCCUGUUAUCAAAGAACUGAGACAGCUGCGUCAAAUGUGCCAGGAAUUAACUCAAGAACGUGAUGAAAAAAAAAUCCAAUACGACAGCUGUGCAGCGGGGUUGGAGAGCAACCGCUCCACACUGGAACAGGAAGUGAAAGGACUUCUUGAGGAGUGUGUUCAGGAAGAAAGCAACUACCGUUACAUUAACUGCAUGAAAAGGAAUCUAGAAAUACAGCUGGAGCGUGCUAAAGAAGAAAUGAAGACAUACGUCUCCCCAGACCCACAGAAGAGACGAAAGGCAAUUCGCGAACAGUAUACACGGAUGAUCCUUGAACAAGAAAACCUUGGGAAGAAAUUACGAGAGAAGCAGAAAGUUGUGCGGGAGAGUCACGGGCCAAAUAUGAAGCAAAUGAAAAUGUGGCAGGAUUUUGAGCAGUUAAUGGAAUGUAAGAGAGAAUGUUUCCUGAAACAACAAAAUCAAACAGCCAUUGGUCAAGUCAUUCAGGAAGGAGGUAAAGACAGACUUGUAUUAUGAAUUCUGCCUCUUGAUACCAAGGUAAAGUAGGAAGACAAUGUGUUGGCUUCUUAAAGGUAAACUCUUACUAAAUAUUAUUGCUUUCAUCAUUUCUGCAUAAAUUUGUUGUACAUUAUUUGGUUUUGGUGGAUAAACAAAGAGAGAAACGAACCGCUCUGCGAAGCUUUUCCUCCGUUGUUUAAGUGACAACGUAACAUGGUUGGGAAGAUCGGUUAUGAGAGCUGCACUGGAGUGAACCUCACUGUAAAUCUCUGGUUUAUGAGGCUGGGAACAGCAUGCAACUGCGGGGAGAUCAAAGGGAAAGAAAACCUUCUCCAGGGUCACAGAAAACUUGCGUAAUUACUCUGCUCCUUUUUCUGUAUCACUAAGGUUACACUUUUGCAAGGCCUGGGACUUAAUACGGUAUAAUUGUGGCCCUCCUGGCUUGGCCCUCUCCUGCCCUAUUGUCUUUAUUCAGCCAGCGUGACUGGCUGGAGCGGAGCUGUUUUUUGCCCGAGCAGCACAGACCCUGCCACACGCUCCCAGUCGUACUUUCCUUGCACGCUUGAAUUCAACCGAUUGUGCUUCCAGGAGACAGUUCAUUGCUACAGCGUCAGGAGUAGGUUCUUAGAACAAUUAUUUGGAUUCUGAGCUUUUUCCAUUAUCUUUUGUUGGCUUUAACACGUAUAUUUUUUUCUUGCACAUACACCACCUUCAAAUUUUUCUGAUUUGCUCAUGUGAAAGUGCGAAUGGUGGUUGACUAACGCGAUUACACUCCCCAGAGAGAGUCAUCCCAGGGGCAGGGGGUUAUUGAUGGAUGUAAAUAUGGCUCUUGUGUGCAUUAGGGUGGAAAAACAGGUAGAUGGGCAAAGGCUGCCCCUGGCUGCGACCCGUGAGCCACCGGCAACUGUCACUGCCCUUAAAAUCGCAUCAAGAGACCCGCGGCUGACCCAGGGUAAGAGGAAUGUAGGUGAAGCUUGAAACUGUCCCUCACGCCUCGUCAUUUCGGAUGAGCGCCGCUGAGCCACUGCCACAGACCAGAAGCAGAAAGAUACGUCUGGGGGACCAGAACUCUUACUGUUCUUAUUAUCUCUUAGAUUACUGAAUUUCUAGAUAGGUUAUUUUACUGGGUUUUUUGUUGUUUUUCCUGCCUGAAGUAGAAUGUCUUCUUAGGACAUACAAAAUAAUUUUGCUUUCUUUGAUACCUCCUGCUGUUUUCUGUAUCAACAGAGAGUAUGGUAAUUAUAUAGUUCCUAGUUUGCCUUUGCAUUAAAUAUAUUUGUUAACAGACCUAAAAUAAAAUCUGAUGUCUACAUUUUAA
Molecule: messenger RNA, 3568 nt
Organism: Columba livia (rock pigeon)
Lineage: Eukaryota; Metazoa; Chordata; Aves; Columbiformes; Columbidae
Gene: IFT81
Product: intraflagellar transport 81
Exons: 18
Coding region: 238-2268 (676 amino acids)
Biological process (GO): intraciliary transport; cilium assembly
Cellular component (GO): cilium; centrosome; intraciliary transport particle B
Molecular function (GO): tubulin binding
Source: RefSeq, a predicted model, not a curated record